This is a messenger RNA of Notothenia coriiceps (black rockcod), 297 nucleotides long. RefSeq names its product tankyrase-1-like. The record is from RefSeq and is a predicted model, not a curated record. The transcript is spliced from 4 exons. The annotation marks the transcript as partial. Lineage: Eukaryota; Metazoa; Chordata; Actinopteri; Perciformes; Nototheniidae.
UGUUACUCCAGCAUGGCGCAGAUCCAAACAUCCGCAACACUGACGGAAAAUCUGCUCUGGAUCUCGCCGAUCCUUCAGCGAAGGCUGUUCUCACCGGUGAAUACAAGAAGGAUGAACUUCUGGAAGCAGCAAGGAGUGGAAAUGAAGAAAAGCUGAUGGCACUGUUGACUCCAUUAAAUGUGAACUGCCAUGCCAGCGAUGGACGCAAGUCAACAUCCCAGAAAAUGCUGGUAAGUUUUGAUAACGGCCACUUGAUUGAUGCUCUGUUGUGAUUCUUACCUUUUUGUGAUCCAUUGC